This is a messenger RNA of Acytostelium subglobosum LB1, 1509 nucleotides long. RefSeq lists its product as hypothetical. The coding region runs from base 1 to 1509 and encodes 502 amino acids. Gene Ontology annotation, biological process: L-glutamate catabolic process. NCBI's taxonomy places the organism in Eukaryota, Evosea, Eumycetozoa, Acytosteliales, Acytosteliaceae. The transcript has 2 exons. Gene Ontology annotation, cellular component: mitochondrion. Gene Ontology annotation, molecular function: L-glutamate dehydrogenase (NAD+) activity. The record is from RefSeq and is a predicted model, not a curated record.
AUGAACCGUUUGGUCAGCCGUACUCUUCUGAACCCAGGCCGUAGCCUGCUCCAGACCCAAAAGAACUCCUAUUCAUCAGCCGUCUCUCAACAAGACAUUGAUAAUGAGCCAAGAUUCCUCGAGUGUUUCAAGUCCUUCUUUGACAAGGCUGCCGGACUCACCAAUAUGAAGCCAGGCGCACUCAACAAUAUGAAGGAGUGCCAUGUUGUGCUUCGUGUCGAGUUCCCAAUCAAGAAUGAGCACGGAGAUGUCGACAUCAUCACCGGUUACCGUGCCCAACACAGCCACCACCGUCUGCCAUGCAAGGGUGGCAUUCGUUACUCGGACGAGGUCGACCUGCAGGAGGUCAUGGCCUUGGCCUCACUGAUGACCUACAAGUGCGCUGUCGUCGACGUGCCCUUUGGAGGCGCCAAGGGAGGUGUCCGCAUCGACCCAAAGAAGUACACUCUGGCCCAGCGCGAGAAGAUCACCCGUUCGUACACUCUGUCCCUGUGUCAGAAGAACUUCAUUGGACCAGGUAUCGACGUGCCAGCCCCAGACAUGGGCACAGGCGAGCAGGAGAUGGCCUGGAUUCGUGACACCUACCAGGCGUUCAACACCAACGACGUCGACUCAAUGGCGUGCGUCACCGGUAAGCCAAUCAGCUCCGGAGGUAUCCGUGGCCGUACCGAGGCCACCGGUUUGGGAGUGUUCUACGGUGUGCGCGAGUUCUUGUCCUACGAGGAAGUGCUCCAGAAGACUGGCUUGACACCAGGCAUCAAGGGCAAGAAGAUCGUCAUCCAGGGCUUUGGUAACGUCGGCUACUGGGCCGCCAAGUUCUUCGAGCAGGCUGGCGCCAAGAUCGUCGCCGUCGCCGAGCACAACGGCGCCGUCUACAACCCCGACGGACUGAAUGUCGACGCAUUGAACAAGUACAAGCUGCAGAAGGGCACCUUCAUCGACUUCCCAGGCGCCACCAACAUCGUCGACUCGGUCAAGGCCCUCGAGCUGCCAUGCGACAUCCUGAUCCCAGCUGCCCUCGAGAAGCAGAUCACCAUUGGCAACUGCCACAACAUCCAAGCCAAGAUCAUUGGAGAGGCUGCCAACGGCCCAAUGACCCCACGCGCCCACGACUACCUCGUCCAGCGCGGCGCCGUCAUCAUCCCCGACCUGCUGCUCAACGCCGGUGGUGUCACCGUGUCCUACUUUGAGUGGUUGAAGAACUUGUCUCACGUCCGUUUCGGCCGUCUCAACAAGAAGUGGGAGGAGUCCAGCAAGAGACUGCUUCUCGAGUUUGUCGAGUCCACCGUCAACAAGAAGCUGAGCGAGACUGAGCGCAACCUGGUCAUCCACGGCGCUGACGAGAUCGACAUUGUCCGCUCCGGUCUGGACGACACCAUGACCAACGCCUGUGCCGAGACCCGCAAGACCGCCAUGGAGAAGAACACCGACUACCGUACCGCCGCCCUCUACAACGCCAUCAUGAAGAUCAAGGCUGUCUACGAGUCAUCUGGAAACAUCUUCUCUUAA